Messenger RNA from Aedes albopictus (Asian tiger mosquito), 943 nucleotides. RefSeq names its product cuticle protein-like. Gene Ontology annotation, cellular component: extracellular matrix. NCBI's taxonomy places the organism in Eukaryota, Metazoa, Arthropoda, Insecta, Diptera, Culicidae. The transcript has 2 exons. Bases 123 to 938 code for a protein of 271 amino acids. The record is from RefSeq and is a predicted model, not a curated record.
UUUUUUCUUCAUUGGGUUUCUAGGGCUGAACUUAGUAUAAAAUCUGCGAAUUCUUCUGAGUUUAAUCACAGUUCGAUAAGUUCUUCUACUUAGACCACACUAGCUCUUAUCAUUUCAACAAAAUGGCUUUCAAGUUCGUGACCUUCCUCGCCCUGGUGGCCGUAGCCCGUGCUGGAGUCAUCUCGCCAGUCGGAUAUUCUGCUCCUCUAGCCUAUGCUGCUCCAGUUGCUAAGACCCUCGUUGCUGCUCCUCUCACCAAGACCAUCAUUGCCGACCAAUACAACCCCAACCCACAGUACUCCUUCUCAUACGGGGUUUCCGAUGGUCUGACCGGUGAUCAGAAGUCCCAGCAGGAAUCUCGCAGCGGUGAUGUCGUACAGGGAACUUACUCGCUGGUUGAUGCUGAUGGUUUGAAACGUACCGUUGACUACACUGCUGAUCCGAUCAACGGAUUCAAUGCUGCUGUGCGUCGUGAACCUCUGACCAUCAGUGCCGUUGCUCCUGUCCUUGCUAGCAAGUCCAUCGUUGCCCAACCUGCCUACGCUGCCUACGCCUCUCCCGUCGCUAAAACCAUCAUCUCACAGCCAGCUCUGGCUACCUACGCUUCGCCUCUGGCCACCAAGACCAUUGUCUCACAGCCAGCAAUUGCCUCGUAUGCUGCUCCACUGGCAACCAAAACUAUCCUGUCUCAGCCAGCUCUGGCCAGCUAUGCCGCACCUAUCGCCGCCAAGACCAUCAUCGCGCAGCCAGCCCUGAGUAGCUAUGCUGCUCCUUUGGCUUCCCGGACCAUCCUAUCUCAGCCAGCCUAUGCCACUUCCUUGGCCAGCAAGACCAUCGUCUCGCAGCCAGCUCUGGCCACCUAUGGCGCUCCUCUGGCCGCCAAUACCAUUGUUUCGCAACCAGCCUACACCAGCUACGCUGCUCCAGCUUACUAUUGAGUGUG